AUGCCGAGGAUGCAAGACUUGAUGACGUACAUCAUCGCCAUCCAGGCCGACGUCACCAACCUGAACAUCGACAUGAACGACCCUGGCCACCUCGAAGAAUUGCAGGCCGUCGCCGCGCGCAUCUUCUCCAACAACAUAGACGCGUGGGUGCAGAUGCAGGUGCGCGAGUUCGCUAUCAGGCAGCCGGUGCCCUACUCGAAGGUGCUCAUGAGGAGCGACCCUAGCAAGUUCAUCGAGGCCAUGGGCAACUUCGUGCACAUCGCGUGCGACACGAGCCGCGUCCAGGGCAAGGAUCGUCAGGAGCGGCACCGGGACCAGGACAGGAACGCCGGGCACCCCCCCGGCAGCGUGGCGAACGUGGCGAACAUUUGCAUGGAUGACGCCACCACCACGAGCGACACUGAGCAGGCGGCGGACGCGCGCCAGACGAGCCAGCCCCCGGCCGAGCCGGACGGGCGGCAGCCGCCCGAUCGCGGGCAUGCCCCCGAGGGCGGUUCUCAGCAGGAGGA
Messenger RNA from Prorocentrum cordatum, 509 nucleotides. Lineage: Eukaryota; Dinophyceae; Prorocentrales; Prorocentraceae. The record is from the annotation of a GenBank genome assembly.